ACAUCAUUCUUUACACCGCCUUCUCUUUUAUACGCAGCGGAGGUCCGAAGCUAUCUCUGCUUUUCGUAUUUCCCAAGCAAGUAAAGAAGCUCGCUCGCUCGCUCGCUCGCUCUUCUGGGUCUCUCAGAAUGUCCAUGUAGACCGCCAAAAUCAACCCUCGCAGAUUAAGAUGCCAUGAGAGUUUUAUUGGAUUCAAUCAGGUCCUCUUAAGCUUGUAGAGAUCGAACAAUGCCCUUAUUAUUGUAGCAUAUUCCGCUAUACUAAGUUUUCGGUAAUGGCUGGAGUUAGGCUUUCCAUGUUGAAAUCACUUCGCAAUUCUACCCCUUGCUCUCUGAACUCGCAGUCGUUUCAGUCGUAUACUUCUUAUUGGAAAAUUGUGAACUACACUGAUCCGGGUUAUAUAAGACCAGCCUAUGCUUUUGUAAAUCGGAGUUACCAUUCGAAGGAAACACAAUCUCAUAACACCUUUGCAAAGGCUCAUUCUAGAGCAUUGGGUUCUGAAUCAUUUGUCAAUAUCCAAUCUUACAGUACGAAACGCAUUUCAGCAUUUUCAUCUACAUUGUCGAGUACACAGAUUAGGGGUGCUACUCCACUGGUUUUGAUAAACCCAAUUUUUAGUAGCCGUUCAUACUCAUCAUUUUUCGGUAGCAAUGCUGAUAAAACUGGGGAACCAGGACUCGGAGUUCCGGCUGCUUCUGGUGGAAGUGAAGUGGAUGUUGGUAAUAGUGGCAUUGUUGGAAGUGACUGGGUUGGCAAGUUUAAGGAUGCAUGGCAGAGUGCAUUGGAUGUGGCAACUUUUACUGGACAGAAGGCUAAAGAAACCUCCACUGAACUGUCUCCUUAUAUUCAGCAGUUGCUGGAUUCAAAUCCACAUCUUAGAAAUGUGGUUGUUCCUGUUGGUUGUACUUUGGCAGGUACUAUAUUUGCUUGGUUUCUGAUGCCGAGGCUUUUCAGGGGAUUUCACAAUUACGGAAAUCAAGGGCGUGCUGCUUUGCUAUCUGCAAGUCCAUCUGAACAGCAAGUUCCAUAUGAGAAAAGUUUUUGGGGUGCUUUGGAGGACCCAGUGCGAUAUCUAGUUACGUUCAUGGCAUUUUCUCAAAUUGGCAUGAUGGUAGCACCAACCACUAUAGCUGCGCAGUAUCUUGCACCAGCAUGGAGAGGUGCAGUUAUCCUUUCAUUUGUGUGGUUUCUACAUCGAUGGAAGACAAAUGUGUUCACUCGUGCAUUAACAACUCAAACUUUGCCUGGUCUUGAUCGGGACAAGUUGCUAGCUAUGGACAACAUUUCAUCCGUUGGUCUUUUUGUGAUUGGGAUAAUGGCUUUAGCUGAGGCAUGUGGGGUGGCUGUGCAAUCAAUUUUGACAGUUGGUGGCAUAGGAGGAGUUGCUACUGCAUUUGCUGCCAGAGACAUCCUUGGAAAUGUUCUGAGUGGGUUGUCUAUGCAGUUUUCAAAGCCGUUUUCACUUGGAGAUACCAUAAAAGCUGGAUCUAUUGAAGGUCAAGUGGUGGAAAUGGGACUUACUACUACUUGUUUACUGAAUGCCGAGAAGUUCCCUGUCCUAGUUCCUAAUUCACUCUUUUCUAGUCAGGUAAUUGUGAACAAGUCACGUGCGCAAUGGCGUGCCAUUGUCACCAAAAUUCCCCUGCAAAUUAAUGAUUUGGAUAAGAUUCCCCAGAUAUCAACUGAUAUAAAGAGCAUGCUAAGGUCACACUCGAAGGUGUUCUUGGGAAGGGAGGCCCCUUACUGUUUCAUGUCUCGUUUAGAAAGUUCAUUUGCUGAAUUGACUCUCGGAUGUAACCUCAAACAUAUGAGCAAAGGAGAGCUAUACUCUACUGAAGAAGAGAUUAUCCUGCGCUCGGCUCAGAUAAUUAAGGAGCAUGGUGCUAAGCUGGGCAGCACCUACCAGAUAUGACCACUCAGUAGCCUCGAAAAUGGCAUUUUGGAACUCUGCAUUUGGUACAUCUCUUUCAAGAUAUAUUUGACUGUCAUCUUACUGAGAAGAGUUUUUCAUGAAAAUAUGAGUCACUACACCUCACACUAGUUUGUCAUAGUUUUUAUUGAGUUGCCAAGAAAGCUGAAAAUAGGAUCCAUUGUGAAAUAUCCAUUGCUAUGUGGUCCGUGUAGAAACUUCGAAGCUGACUUUUUUUUGUUGACACGUCUCAACGUUAAACCUUUCGUUUUUA
This is a messenger RNA of Pyrus x bretschneideri (Chinese white pear), 2183 nucleotides long. Its product is annotated as mechanosensitive ion channel protein 1, mitochondrial. The record is from RefSeq and is a predicted model, not a curated record. Gene Ontology annotation, biological process: transmembrane transport. Gene Ontology annotation, cellular component: membrane. The transcript is spliced from 7 exons. Lineage: Eukaryota; Viridiplantae; Streptophyta; Magnoliopsida; Rosales; Rosaceae. The coding region runs from base 275 to 1912 and encodes 545 amino acids.